AUGAUGACUGCUGCACAGCUGUGCCUUGAUGGAAGAGGGCAUUUCCAGGGGCACCCAGCCACCAGCGCAUCCAUAGCCUCCACGGACAUGGGGCUGCUGCUGCAAGAUGAUGUUUUUGUUGACUUUUUCAACAUCUUUCUGAGCCUUCCCAUUUUUGGGCAGACGCCCCUUUACAUCAGUGGCAUGGGCCGGUGGUGCCUGUGGCCAGAGCUGCCGAGCCACCUGGAUGCCAGCCCCGCGGCUUUGCUGGCUUGGUUGGAAAAGCACCGUCUGCCUCACUUCUGCAAAUCCAGCCUGUGCCUGCACCUCGUCCUCUGCCAGAAGCUGCUGGCUUUCAUUCGCUCGGGGGAAGCAGCAGAGCUGCUGAACUGGCACGGUGCUGAGCAGUGGCUGCUGGAGAGGUGCAUCAGCGGGAGCCAGGGCAUGCAGCACCUCUGCGCCUUCCUCCGAGGAACUGCAGGGGAAGAACUGAUCGACUUCUGGCUCAUCACUGAGAGGCUGCUGGGUCUGGAUGAGUCGGAUGGGAGUCAGAGGGAGCUGUUCUUGUCCCUGGAGCACAGGCUGAGAGCCACUCACCUGCGUGAAGGCUCCAGCAUCCUCACCUUCUGCACCACCAUCGUGGGAUCCCUUCCAAAAGCCAGGCACAUCCAGUCCAUCAGCACCAGGAGGGAGAUCCUAAGCAAGAUGCAGGAACAGGUCCUUUGCAUGAUUCAGAGUUACUGGCUCCCUAAAUUCUUCGUGCACUGCAAGAUGGGAAUGGAGGAAGAGGAAUUGUGCUGGCCUUUGCUGCAGGAAUAUCAGGAACGUUUAUCACAGGCUGGCUGGCAGCCCCCAGGCCUUGCAGAGCUCCUCCCCACCAUGCACAUCAAAAGGAGCCAGGGUGUGCCAGGGCCCUACUGCAGCCAGAAGGCCAAAGCAGAGGUCUGGGCUCUGGUCAAGGAGGGGAGAGACAGCCAAGAAUUGAAAAUGGCCACUCUUCAGGUGAAAGCAGAGAAGCAGCCAGGGCCAGCUGGGAGCAGGGAGGAAUUGAGUCUGGAUAAGGAUGCUGUGGGAUCCAUUCCCCCCCAGCAGUCCCAGCAUCCUACCUUUGGAGGCAGAGGAGGAGCAGCAUUUCCUGGCAGACCUCAGUCCAGUGCAGUGCAGGAUCUACAAAACCUCUGUAAGGAGAAAAUCCCCCCUGACCUGCUUCCCUCUGCAUCCCUUGCCCGGCUGCCAUCCCUGAAAAAGCCAAUCAAGACCUUGGAUUUCCUUCCCUGGGCCCUGAGUGCCGAGGCCUGUGCUGGAAGACCCUUCAGAGAUUUCCUGCAGCACCAGAACCGGCCCAUGGAGACUCUUCUCCUGGACCUGUGGCACGACCUGGAGGAGUUUCUGCCCGUGGUGCAGGACUCCAGCAGAGAAAACAGCUUCUUCCUGCGCCAUCAGAUUGGGGAGAAGAUCUGCAAGACCUACCUGGAGGACAGCAGCAUUGAGAAGCUGCCCUUGGAGACCAGGACCCUCGUGAGUUUGUGGAACCGUCUGAUAUAUGGAGAAUUCUCCCCCUGGAUAUUCAGAGCCCAGAAGGAGAUUUGCAAGGUGCUCUGUGGCCUCUAUGAGGAAUUUCUGGCUGCUGAUGACAGGACAUUCCUCCAGCUUAUGGUUCCAGGCAUGGAUGUCCCCAUGGCUGAGGUGCCAGGCCGUGCUGCUGGCAGGUGGGGACAUUUCCACCUGUCCCAGAGGAUGAACCAGGCCCUGCAGCUGGGCCAGGCCUUGCAUGGCACGAGGAGCUUGGAGGGGGUCUCCUCCAAGCACUGGCAAUUGCUUGCUGCUCGGGACCUGCAGAAAGGGGGCUCCAUCCAGGCAGAGAUGGAGCUGCUCCUGGGCAGUGCUGAAUUCCAGAGGAUGAUAGCAGAUGAGCUGGCUGUGAGCAGCCCCAGCAAGGAAGAGGAGCUCCUGCAGCUCAUGAGUGCAGCACUCGCUGUUGCAUCUGAGAGGAUUGCUCGAGAGAAUGCUGCUGCUGCUGCAAGGAAGAGGGCAGCAAGAAAACGCAGGCUGGAGGAGGAGGGUGAGGAGUAUGAGGACGACGAGGAGGAUGAGGAGGAUGAAGAUGAGGAAGAGGAGGAAGGACCCUACUAUCAGAAGAAGAAGAAAAAGCCCAGGUCUAGGCGUCCUCAGCUUGUGCAGGAAGGGACAGGGGACCUCAAGACACAGAGGAUGGCAUGGGCUUGGGAUGCCAUCCGGGAGCUUGUCAGGAGCUUCUGCAAGUUCAAGAGGGACAUGAAGAAUCAAACACGCCGUGCAGAAUUUCAGCAGUUUCUCCGUCAGGAGCGAAGAAACAAGAGGGAAAGUAUGUCCAACUUGCCUGUCAAGGAGAAGAAGAGCAAAAGUCCUGCCAAGAGCCCCCGCAAGGAGAAGGACAAGGGCAAGGGGCAGCAGCAGAAGGUGACGCUGAUCAAACGCCGCAUUUUGGACAAACAGAUCAUCAUCGUCAACUUCCUCGUGGAUGACCUCCGCUUUUACCUGGAGAUGGACAAGUUUUCCAGGCUGGCUGACGCCAUGGAAGAUGCAGAACCCCAGAACAUGGAGUCAGAAAACUACGAUUCCUUUCUCAAAAAGAAACUGGAGGUCAUCAGCAAACUUUUCCUGGACUCUGAGAUCCCCCCCAAGCUGAGGGUGAACAUCUCUGAGAAAGAGAGGGAUUUCAUCCGGCGUUCAUCCUCCAAGGGGCCGCUCACCCGGGCCAUCUACCACAACGCCAAGGUCACCCUCUUCCCCAUCCUGAUGUACUUCUGGAGAAGGUUCUGCACCUGGAAGGUGAUGAGGACCUUUCAGGCCUACCAGGAGCUCAGCAGCUUUGGGGGAGGCAGGAGCUCCCGGGGCCAGCAGCAGGACAGGAGCUCCAAGGUCCAGCAGCAGGACAGGAGCUCCAAGGUCCCACAGCAGGACAGGAGCUCUCAGGAGCCCAAGGGGGCCAGGAGCUCCAAGAUCCAACAGGAGAAGAGCUCUCAGGAGCCCAAGGGAGGCAGGAGCUCCAAGGUCCAACAGGAGAAGAGCUCUCAAGAACCCAAGGGAGGCAGGAGCUCCCGUGGCCGCAAGGAGGGCAGGGUUCCAGCCUCUUCACCUGCAAAAAGCCCCUCCAAAGCAGCCAAGAACCCAGGUCCCAAGAAGCUGGAGGCCAUUGCCUCUACUACACAUCAUGCUCCAGGUAAAAAGGCUCUCCUCUCCUACACAAUGUCAGAUGGCCUUGGGCUCCUGCUACCACGGCCCCCAAAGAAAACUGAGCCUCCAGAGCAGCACAAAGCUGCAGAUGCCAGUGGGGAGAAGAGGCCCUCGCUCAGUGAGCCCGCGCUGCAGGCUGGGUAG
Messenger RNA from Agelaius phoeniceus (red-winged blackbird), 3339 nucleotides. Lineage: Eukaryota; Metazoa; Chordata; Aves; Passeriformes; Icteridae. The record is from RefSeq and is a predicted model, not a curated record.